This is a messenger RNA of Grosmannia clavigera kw1407, 999 nucleotides long. Its product is annotated as smr domain containing protein. The transcript has 4 exons. NCBI's taxonomy places the organism in Eukaryota, Fungi, Ascomycota, Sordariomycetes, Ophiostomatales, Ophiostomataceae. The record is from RefSeq and is a predicted model, not a curated record. Bases 1 to 999 code for a protein of 332 amino acids.
AUGAGUCUUGAGGCGCAGAGGCAAAAGUGGGGCGCAGCCCGAAAUCGCCAACUUCAACAUCUCAUGGCUGCCGAUGUUGUCCUCGUCGAUACCACGAGUAACGACCUCUGCGAGCGCGGCUUUCUCCACGUCCCUGUUUUCGUUAUUGGCCCUUUGCCGCGCCACAACGUCGUCUCUGUGGACGCGCCCGACGCCAUGGCUUCUUCAGCCAUUCCCAUGACACAGCUGGGCGAGCGGUCCUUCAACCACAGCGCCGGAAACGACGCUGAGGCGGAAUAUGACCGUCUGCGUGACCUCGCCCGUCAGGAGGCUGCAAAGCGCAACUCCUGCUUUGACAAGUCUCACCAGGCGUACGAGCGCGGCGAUGGGGCCAGCGCCAAGACCCUCUCGACCGAGGGCAAGCGCCAUGCCGCCGCCAUGGACGACUACAACCGGCAGGCGUCGGAGUACAUCUUCCGGGAGAACAACGCGGUGAGCCGGGUGGCCGGCGACACCAUUGACCUGCACGGGCAGUUUGUCGAAGAGGCCGAGCGGAUCCUGGAGCAGCGGAUCCGCGCAGCCCAGUCGCAGGGCCAGACGCACCUGCACGUCAUCGUUGGCCGCGGAAACCACAGCGCCAACCACGUGCAGAAGAUCAAGCCGGCGGUCGAGAAGCUGUGCGGCGAGCUGGGCCUGCAGUACGCCACCGAGGAGAACGAGGGCCGGGUGUACGUCAACCUGCAGGGCGGUGCCGUCAGCGGCGUCCCGCCCCUGCCGCAGCAACCGUCGGGACAUCUGGGCGGGUACGGCGGUGGUGGCGGCGGCGGCUACCAGCCGCAGUCCCAGCCCAACUAUUCGGCCGCGGCUGGCCAGCAGCAACAUCACGACCAGCACCAGCAACACCAGCAGCAUCAGCAGAACCAGCAGCAGCAGGGAAACGACCAGCUCGAGCAGGAGAUCGAGCAGGCUGUCGGCAAGUGCCUGCCGAAGCUUCUGCGCGGCUGCUGCACGAUUAUGUGA